AUGAAGCUACCUGGAAAUGAUGCGGUAGGUUAUAAUAUUAUUGUGGUGAUAAUAUCUUCGGCAGUAUUAGAUCUUGAUUUAUCGAUAUAUUCUGAUGUUGCUAUCGUUAUCGGCUCUGCUACUGUUGAUGACACUGGUUGCCUUGCACCGUCAGCAGAUAGUGACAUUUGGUGUUAA
This is a messenger RNA of Brugia malayi, 177 nucleotides long. RefSeq lists its product as uncharacterized. NCBI's taxonomy places the organism in Eukaryota, Metazoa, Nematoda, Chromadorea, Rhabditida, Onchocercidae. The record is from RefSeq and is a predicted model, not a curated record. The transcript has a single exon. The coding region runs from base 1 to 177 and encodes 58 amino acids.